Ectocarpus siliculosus is the source of this 808-nucleotide messenger RNA. Lineage: Eukaryota; Phaeophyceae; Ectocarpales; Ectocarpaceae. The record is from the annotation of a GenBank genome assembly.
AUGGCGACACCCGUGAACCCAAAGCCCUUCUUGAAUGAGCUCACAGGGAAGCCGGUGAUGGUGAAGCUGAAGUGGGGCAUGGAAUACAAGGGUGGAUUUCUGGUGUCGGUAGACACGUACAUGAACCUCCUUCUCACAUCGACGGAGGAGUAUGUGGACGGCGAGUUCGCGGGCAACUUGGGGGACGUGCUCAUCCGCUGUAACAACGUCUUGUACCUUAGGGGGGUAGAAGAGGACGAGGCCAACGCAAAAGCGGAUGGGGCCGAGGGGGCCAAUGGGAUGGACGAGGAGGAGGAUGAAGGCUGAGACGGGGAUAAGCCCUAGAUUCGUGGGGCGGGGGGGCGGGGGGAGGGCUCGAGGCAAUGUCUAGCUACAUUCCUGAGAGCCUUGACGCUUUUUUUUUUCAGAUCGAUAGUGGGGCGCGGGAUAUCUUGGUUGGGCCAUCGGUUUGACCUGGUGUCCUCGAACAAAGCGUGCACCGUGAUGGCUUCUAUUUUCCCUGGCUUGAUGAGGGAGACUUUCUCGAAGGGGUUAGACAUGUGCUGGGCAUCGGCUUGAUUGUAUCAAGCUAGAGAGUAAAGCCGGAAGUAACUUCUUGGCCGCAUGAUCUCCACGUUGCAGCAAAGGAGUACUGAUUGGAACGAAAGGUGACGCUUGGCGAAGCCUAUCCAUUGUAACAUUUCAAUGGACCUUUGAACGUGACCGUUGGAAGCCGGUUGGUGGGCGCGUUUCAUCCCCGUUUCGUGCAUGACAAUCGUUUGUUGGAGAAAUGCAAGUGAAAUGUCAUGAGUGGCCUCAUGAGAACACA